Molecule: messenger RNA, 2670 nt
Organism: Meyerozyma guilliermondii ATCC 6260
Lineage: Eukaryota; Fungi; Ascomycota; Pichiomycetes; Serinales; Debaryomycetaceae
Exons: 1
Coding region: 1-2670 (889 amino acids)
Biological process (GO): protein N-linked glycosylation; oligosaccharide metabolic process
Cellular component (GO): endoplasmic reticulum membrane
Molecular function (GO): Glc3Man9GlcNAc2 oligosaccharide glucosidase activity
Source: RefSeq, a predicted model, not a curated record
AUGGCAAACGUUCAAGACAAGAGCUUGAAUAUGAACUUUUCCGAUACAGGAAUUUUUGAUGAAAAUCGGUAUUUCGAUGUGGUUUUCGAAAUGGCAAAAGAUGACGAUGAGGAACUCGUAUUUAGAAUCACCGCCUACAAUCGUGGUCCAGAUGCAGCACCUUUGCAUAUUAUGCCACAUGUGGUUUUGCGGAACACUUGGUCUUGGGGCGACGAUGAAUCCAAGAAAGAAAAGCCUAGCGUGAAGGCUCUUGAUGAUUACACAAUUGAGGUUGACCAUGCCAAGUUUGGGAAGAGAUAUCUUGUUUUUGCACCGGCUCCAGGGUUUGAUGAUGAUGCUCCCGAUAUUGAUCCUCAACUUCUUUUCACCGAAAAUGAGACCAAUACUGAUCGUCUUUACGGUCAACCAAACAAGGUCAAGUAUGUCAAGGAUGCAUUUCACGAUGCUGUCAUCGAUGGUAAGUCAGAGACGGUCAAUCCGGAACGUACUGGUACGAAAGCUUGUGCUUGGUUCAAUUUUGAAAGUGUUCCCGCUGGCGAUUAUGUCACCAUUCGUUACAAAUUUACUCGGCAACCGGGUGAUAUUGAUGAGUUGCAACUUGAUGAGGUAUUUUCGCGCUGCCAAGAUGAAGCAGAUGCUUUUUAUUGGAAGAUAUCACCACUUCCAUUGAGUGACGAACUUCGUCAAGUGCAAAGACAAGCAUUUGCUGGUCUUUUAUGGACAAAGCAAUUUUACUACUUUGUUCACAGUUAUUGGUCCCGUGGUGAUCCCAACACCCCAAAGCCUCCCGUGAACCGUGCAAAUGGUCGAAAUAGGGAUUGGAAGCAUUUGCAUAUUGAUGAUGUGCUUUCGCUUCCUGAUAAAUGGGAAUAUCCAUUUUUCGCAGCCUGGGAUACUGCAUUCCACUGUGUUCCUAUUGCCAUGAUAGACCCUGAAUUUGCCAAAAAGCAACUUGAUUUGCUUACUCGUGAAUGGUACAUGCACCCUAAUGGACAAAUUCCUGCUUAUGAAUGGAACUUUAGUGAUGUCAAUCCUCCGGUUCAUGCUUGGUCUGCGUACAGAAUUUUCAAGAUUGAGAGGAAAAUGUAUGGUACAGAAGAUCUUGACUUUUUGGAAACUGUGUUUCAAAAGUUACUCCUCAAUUUCACUUGGUGGGUCAAUCGGAAAGAUGCCGAAGGUAACAAUGUGUUUGCAGGAGGCUUUUUGGGUCUUGACAACAUUGGUGUAUUCAAUCGUUCGGAACCACUUCCCACUGGUGGUAGUUUGGAACAAGCUGAUUCCACCGGUUGGAUGGCGUUUUUUUGCUUGCAAAUGUUGAACAUUGCACUUGAAUUGGCAAAGACCCGCCCCAUAUAUGAGAACAUUGCCUCAAAGUUUUUCGAACACUUUAUAUUGAUUGCUGAUGCAAUGACUUAUAGAGGUGGUGCUGAACAGGAGCUGUCGUUAUGGGAUGAAAAUGAUCAGUUCUACUAUGAUGCCAUCAGUUAUGGUAACCAUUCGCAGCUUCUUCCUGUUCGCUCCUUGGUUGGACUCAUUCCUUUAUAUGCGUCUUUGACCCUUGAACCUGAGUUGGUGGCUAGAUUCCCUUCGUUCAAGAAACGUCUCGAUUGGUUUAUUGAGCACAGGAAAACCGUUGCCGAACGUAACAUUGCCUCCAUGGAAACCAGGGGUGUGGGUGAAAGACUUCUUCUUGCGUUGGUCGACAAAGAUCGCUUAGUUGCAAUUUUAGAAAAGAUGUUGGAUGAGGAUGAGUUCUUAUCUCCCCAUGGAAUUCGUUCUCUUUCCAAGUACCAUGAAAAGAAUCCCUUCGAAAUGGAUGUUCAUGGCGAAAAGUAUACUGUCAACUACCUUCCGGGUGAAUCUGAUUCAGGUAUGUUUGGUGGAAACUCUAAUUGGAGAGGUCCUAUCUGGUUCCCAGUCAACUUUUUGUUGGUAGAAGCUUUGCAAAGGUUCUACUUAUACUACGGACCAGAACUCAAAGUGGAGUGUCCAAAGGGUUCUGGUGAUUAUUUGAAUUUGGCUCAAUGUGCUCAAGAAAUUCAGCACCGGCUCAUCCAUCUUUUCCUUCCUGAUGAAAAUGGGAACAGAGCAUGUAAUGGUGGUGAUGAGCUUGCCAAAGAUCCAUUGUUCAAAGACUACGUGCCAUUCUACGAGUAUUUCGAUGGUGACACAGGUCGUGGUUUGGGAGCUUCUCACCAGUGUGGUUGGACAGCAUUGGUGGCCAAAUGGAUUCACGACAAUGGAGUUUCUUGCAGAGCACCCAAGACACCUCGUACUCCUCGUCGCUCUUCUGUGGUGUUGCACAACAGCGGAUCGACGAAGGAUGUUUUAGACGACGAUGUAACGCAAUAUCUUCCAAAAUCGGGACCAUUCCCAGGAAGACUUAUGCGUAGAAGAAGUGGAAAGUCACUUUUGAACAUGACUAUCCAUGCGCUUGACUUAGAUGAUGAAGAUCAGACAAGCAUUGAUUCCAGGCCACAGGCGGGCGACGAUUUAGAUGAUAUGGAUAGUUUGACACCUUCCAAGUCCAAGAGUUCUGUCGAUGGAAAUUCGGCAGUAGACGAUAACCUUCUCGGGCAAAUUAGAGCAGCAUUCCACAGGUACAAGCUGCGUGACGAAGACGAUCCCGAUGAGUUUUCUGGCGAAGAGUUUGAAACCCGUCACAAGUAG